AUGCCCCAGGUCGAGCAGAGCUCAGCCGAGGAUCCAUUACAUGGCUACGAAAGCCAAAUUCAGCAAAAACCACUCGUCACUACCGAUGAUCCAGAGGCGACACUCUCUGACACCAUUCGCCUAGCUCACAAUGUUAUCUCCGGGCUUGACGCUUACGCCAAGAUCCUGCAAAAAGACCUUGUCGAAGACCUUAUACCGAGUAUCGUGACCUACGAGAUCCGACGCUUACAGCGCCUGCAAGUUGUUAUUGAGAUGAAGGUCGACCGACUGAUAAGGAUACGAGAUGCUAUGGCCAAGCAAGCACAAGCAAAUCUUAGCCAUGAGCGAUGGGUUUACAAGAAUGGGAAGUGGGCUAUCAAAACAGCAGACCAGUACCCCUGUGAGACUGACGUACUUUAUAUACAGCGCGCCCGGGCAUACCUGAUCGAUUGCCAUGUCCUGUACAAGAUCAACUUUGCCCUUUGUCGUUAG
This is a messenger RNA of Lithohypha guttulata, 471 nucleotides long. RefSeq lists its product as uncharacterized. Bases 1 to 471 code for a protein of 156 amino acids. Lineage: Eukaryota; Fungi; Ascomycota; Eurotiomycetes; Chaetothyriales; Trichomeriaceae. The transcript has a single exon. The record is from RefSeq and is a predicted model, not a curated record.